AUGUCACCCACACCCAAAGCAACGACUGCACAAUCACAGGUAAACAGUAAACAGUUCUUUGCAAAGAUUCCGUUUUCCAAUGAUUUGUUGCAUUCCAUACCACAACAACACCAACAACAACAACACCAACAACAACGGCAAGAAGAAGAACAUCAUAAACUCCAUUGCAAUCGUCAGUAUUAUAACCAUCAAAGGUUUGGCAAAAAAGAUGUAAUCCCCAAUAGCUAUCCACCACAGUUACCAGGUUAUAUCCACGAUGAAUCUGCAUUUCUCCCCAUUGUAAGUUCAAUUCAAGUCUCACCUCAAUCAGCGCACAUAAAUUUCAAAACUAAUAACCAACGUGUAAAAAAUCACUUUCCAGAGGUAUCAUCAUCUAUUAGAAUUUACCCACACGAACAACAACAACAACAACAACACUUUCCGCUGCAUGACUUUGAAUUUUAUUCUAGUCAAGCAGCCACAAUAACUGAAGGACUCACGGCUCGAAUUUCACAUAAACUGCAAAUAAAAGCAUUUUCGGAAAAGAAUGCUUCAUUUUACUUUCCACAAAAAUAUGGUGACAAACAGAGGCCAGCAUCUCAACCUUCAUUUUUUGCAGUAAGAAAUAGCGCUCUUUUAGCAAAUAUUCUUGACAGUGAUAUCCACGAUGAAACAGUAGCACUGAAGCAAACAUGCCAAGAACUCAGUUUUAAUGGAUCCGUAAUUCACAAUCAUUCUAGUUCAAACUAUUAUUGUUAUUCCCACCCGCAAGUGUCUGAAAGUGGCGAUGACGUUGAAAGUUUAAAAAUUAGCAAGGUAUACAAAACUGGCGAAGAUCCAUACCCCGACCCCCUAGAUAUUCCCAAUGACACUAGCUAUCGAACUUUGCCCAAAUAUUGUAAUGGAAUUGAAUUGGUGCCUGAUCAAUCCUUUCUUACAAUAACCUCCAACUGUAUGCCGGAAAAUUUAGAACAUUUGCUCCAAGAACAUGGCAACAUUUACAAUCAAAGCGUUGUAUCAAAUGGUUCGUACAGAAAUUGCCAAUCCCAAGACUCUGAUAAAACAACAACAAAUUCCAUUUGCAUGCCAAAAUUUGAAACCCAACAAGUUCCAUACACAAAUUCAGAUAAAGAUACAGUUUUGUCACGUGAUGAAUACACGAGGUUUGUUUUAGAUUCAUCAAAAGCUCCUAUUGAUAAAAGUUGUUUCGUUGGAUCGGAUGCCAAUGGAAAUAAGCAUAAAAAUCGGCCAUCAAAUCCUGACUUGACUCAUGAUGAAAUAGUUGAUUCGUUUGAAGAAACAUGCACACAAAACGAUGAUUGGAAAACGGCGUUGUUCAAGAAUCGUAUAAGAAAACUUAAUUCCAAAAAGCGCAGUAGAGGGAAAUGUGAUCAAUCUGAGUUGGUUUUUGAUAUCAAUGAUUCUGAUAAUCACCAUGAUAAUCAGCAGAGUCAUAAUCACUUUAAAGAAGGUGAUGUUGAUGAAAAAGACAACAUUGACAGACAUCUUCUUCCAAAUGCAACUCGCUUAAAGUUGAAAACCGAGCUAGACCCAUUAGUAUCUAGCAGUUCUCCAUUAGUACAUCCCGAAAUGGACAAUGCAUAUUUAAUGAACAUUGUUGAGGAAUGGAGAAGAAUUGGACUUAAUCAAGAUAGUGAUGUAUCUUAUGGCAAUAGUCCCAUUUGUGAUUCCUCACAUGAUUCCGCUCAUCAUACCAACUGGGAAUUUAAAUUUGAUCAUCCAGUCUGCUAUAACUAUUUUUCGGCUGGCACAUUGUUAAAUUCAGGCAAAAGGACAUCAUCCAUAAGCUCUUUAUCGGACAACUCACUGCAGCUAUCACUUCAAGCAAAACCUAUUAAUCCACUUUCAACACUAAGCUCACCAUUAGACAAAGCAAUCACUCCAUCAUCUGGCGUAUUAAGUCCACCAAAAAGGACCAAACCAUCAAGUAGCAGCCUUGCUAUUCUGGCACAACAAAAGCAACCGAGAAAAAAUCAAUAUAAUGUGAUUCCUACGUUCAAUAACAAUUUCAACAGAAGCUUUUUUGAAACUACAAAUGUUGACCUUGCUCAAUUGAAUAUCAAGACGGUGCCCGAUCUAGAGUACUCUGCACAAUUACCAACUGUAUCAGCAAACAUUCCUGAUGCAGAGCAUUGCAUUAAACUUCAAGAGAAGCUCAUUCGUCCUCUAUUUACUCCACUUACUUGUCGCGUAAAGAGAACAAUGUACCUCCGCGAUAGCUUAAUUGAUACCUUUCGCACUCGUUUCGAGCAUGUUUAUGAACUAACGCCAAAUGCAAACUUCAAAAAGACUGCAUACGAGUCUCAAUACAUUUUGACUAAAGUUGACAAGUCCGGCGUCCCAGAUAAUGCAACAAGAGCGGGUCUCUGUCCCUAUUGCGAAUCAGUUGAAUUCUUUGGAUUGAAAAACUCCUCGUACGGUAACCACCUCGCAUAUAAGCAUGGUAUCUUAACCAACGGACGAGCUGUGCCGGAUCCCAAAUUCCAUGGUUUAUACAAAUUUCGCAAAGGUGAGUACGAUGAGCCCGAAAAGAAGAAACGCAAGACUAACGCACACAUGUUGGAGCGUGAGGGGGUGUUGUGCACAACAUGUUGGCGGAUAUUGGAAGUAAAUUGCACAUCAAGAUCUUCGGUAUUGGGACAUUAUCUUCGACACUUUAGGGACUCGCAUGUUGGAUACAAAAAGGAAGGUAUGCGAACAUUAAAGGGUAAUCAAAUGCCUUUGACUGGACUGAAAGAUGUUCAUGGUAAUAAUACCGAAAGUGUGGAAGAUGCCUAUUCAAAGCAAGUCAAGCCAGAUCCUAUAGUGCUAGCAUUUCUCAAUAAUUGGAAUUUGGAACAACAACAACAACAGUAA
Messenger RNA from Lodderomyces elongisporus, 2856 nucleotides. RefSeq lists its product as uncharacterized. Bases 1 to 2856 code for a protein of 951 amino acids. The record is from RefSeq and is a predicted model, not a curated record. Lineage: Eukaryota; Fungi; Ascomycota; Pichiomycetes; Serinales; Debaryomycetaceae. The transcript has a single exon.